UGACACGGGGGGUUUUUUGGACGUCAUUAAGCUUCCAGGCUGUUCACCUGCUCUGCGUCCUGCUCUGGUAUAAAUACACUGAUCUCCACUCACUCACACACACUCACACACACACUCACACACACACGCUCCACAGCACUGCACAGGAGGAGUAGUAGAAGUCCAGCCGUGUCUGACCGUGGUCAUGUGCGUCCUGUGGAGAUACCGACUCGUGGUCUGGGCGUCGGCCGUGCUCCUGCUGUUCCUCGGCUGUGACGCUCAGCUGCAUAACGAAGCACAAAGUGGCAAAUUAGUGUACGCUCGCGGAAACCACUGGGCUGUGGGACACCUGAUGGGUAAGAAGAGCAUAGACGAAACGCUGAGCUCAGACGAACGUGACAUGGAUGCUCAGGCUUAUUUAAUCACAGCAGAAACCGACACACACACACAGCCGUCCAGACUGCUGACGGCUCUCAUCAAGGUUCUGACUGGAUCAAAGAGAGACACAGAAGACGAGAGGGAAAGACGAGAGCGCUCCAUAGAGCUGAGGAAAUGGUGGCAAGAGCAGCUGGAAAGACAGAAGGAGGUCAAUCAGGCAGCGAGGGUUUUGUUACUGGCUUUAAACACCAGAGAUUCCGACGACAGCUGAAGACGAGCAUCAUGUCCGAUCUUCCAUCAGAGCUUGUGCAGGUCGGAGAAGCAGCUGAGAAAACGACCUUCCACGGCGUCAAAAAAUCUGUCAGAAAAAAAUAAUACUAAACACCUGAAUCUCUCUUGUCUCUUCAUCCUGCACCACAUCCGCUCUCAGAUCUCUUCUAAUUUUUUUUAAGUUACUCUCAUUCUAAUGCCAGUGUUUUAUAGACCUGCGUGUUUCAUUUUGUUCUUCUGAAUUGUUUGUGUGACUGAUGUUUCGUCAGAUAUCUGCAAUAA
Hemibagrus wyckioides is the source of this 909-nucleotide messenger RNA. RefSeq names its product gastrin-releasing peptide (gene grp). The transcript is spliced from 3 exons. Gene Ontology annotation, molecular function: neuropeptide hormone activity. Lineage: Eukaryota; Metazoa; Chordata; Actinopteri; Siluriformes; Bagridae. Gene Ontology annotation, biological process: neuropeptide signaling pathway. The coding region runs from base 185 to 628 and encodes 147 amino acids. The record is from RefSeq and is a predicted model, not a curated record.